UUCUCGACAUCACUAGUUGUCACUUUUAUUUUUUCAACAUUUCUUGGAAAGUUGUGCUACAAAUGGUGUUUCGUUGUUUACAUUUUUUGCAAGUCUGCAAUAAAUAAAAAUCUUAUAAGAAUGGUUUGACUCCUUGUGCAUUUUCAAUAAAGUGUUUUUUGCUAUAUCGCAUUCUCGUGUCCUCGAAAAUGUCGUGCAGUUCGGUGGAAGAUUUACCAGAACAGUGUAAAGAUCUAUUCACACAAGAUGGAGUCCUACUCAAAGCAUCACUCGGUCGUCCGAUCAGCGACCUCAAUUCCAUCGGCAUGUUAUGCAUUGUACAGAACAUGGACGGCUCUAAGUGUAUCGAGUGGCGUCCCAACGACCUCAUAACCAUCGAUUCCGACACACAGGACCAAGAGUGGGCUGUGGUUAACACGAUAGGUCGUCGACAGAGGACGCUAAGCGGCAACAUGACAUCCGACUACGAAGCAGCUCGCGCCCGCAUCAUCAGGAUACCUCUGGACGAGCUGAAAUCAUUCAAAGUAUCAAGGAACAAUCAGCAGAUGCAGUUUUCUACUAAACAGGGCGUCUGGCAAAACACUUGCUACUUCCAACACGGGAAUGCGGAGAUAUUCCUGUCAUAUCUCAAGAACCACGUCAAAACCGCAAAAACCAGGCACGACAGGAACACGUACGUCGUCGUGGAGCCUAACGCGGAGUGUCAGGUGCUGAACAAGUCGUUCGCGGAACUGGACAUAUUCACGGAGAACACUACGGAUGUGGUCUGGAACCUGGUGUCCAACUUCAAGCAGAGGCCCUACGAGACUACGAUGGAAGCCUUCUCCAAACUCACCGAUAUUGUAUACUACGGUGAGGGAGUUAACGGUAAGCGUGAAAUGUCAGAUGAGGUGGCGGAUCUCCUCACGAAGAGUAUGAGCGCUUUAGAAGACACGACCAGCAUCACCAGGAGUGAAGAGUACGAGGUCAUUAACGUGAAGCCCACGCUACCGCCGCGGCCUUCAAUACCUAGGGGAACACCUUUAUCAACUGAGAAAUGGGACGGUUUGCAGGACCCAGAAGGAAGGAUCACGGAAGUGGAGGGCGUAAAACAAUUAAUAUUCAGAGGGGGCGUGGCGCAUUCAAUACGUCACUCAGUAUGGAAAUAUCUCUUGGAUUAUUAUCCCUGGAAAAUGACUAAGACAGAGCUGAAGAGUUUACACAAGAAGAGAACGGAAGAAUACUUCUCAAUGAAGCUGCAGUGGAGGUCAAUGACCGAGGGUCAGGAAUUAAGGUUCUCCGAAUACAGGGAUAGGAAGAGUUUAGUAGAAAAGGAUGUGAAUAGGACAGAUAGGACGCACCCCUUCUUUGCUGGUGACAAUAAUCCUAACCUGAUAGUACUCCAAGACAUUCUGAUGACAUAUGUCAUGUAUAACUUCGAUCUGGGCUAUGUACAAGGAAUGAGUGAUAUUUUAGCGCCUCUGCUGUUGCUUUUGGGCAAUGAGGUGGACAGCUUCUGGUGCUUCGUGGGUUUUAUGGAGAAAAUUUCAUCAAACUUUGAUAUGGACCAGGCCGGCAUGAAACAGCAGUUGUUGAAUCUGCAGCAGCUAAUGGCUUUCAUAACUCCGGAUUUAGCCAAGCACCUCGCCAGCAAAGAUUCCGGGAACAUGUACUUCUGCUUCAGAUGGCUCCUGGUGUGGUUCAAGAGGGAAUUCUCUCAUAGAGAUAUCAUGAGGUUAUGGGAGGUACUGUGGACGGGGUUGCCAUGCGCCAACUUCCAUUUGCUGAUAUGUGUAGCCAUUCUUGACGCUGAAAAGGAUGUUCUUAUUAGCAAGGAUUACGGAUUUACUGAGGUCUUGAAGCAUGUCAACGACCUGUCAAUGUGCCUCGAUGUGGAUAUCAUACUAAGCACAGCGGAGGGUAUUUACCAUCAGAUAGUCUCGUCCCCACAUCUAUCAGAUCAGAUCAGGCUGAUUUUAGGCCUUCCAUUGGCCCCGAAACCUGAAGUACCAGAACCCGAGCCCGAGCCCACUACAUUCAGCAAUGGUAAUGACAGCGGAGAAACUGAGGAAGUUACACUCGAAUAUAAUGGACAUGAAAUAUCUGUUGUAACAAAAACUGUCUGGGCUUUACUUGCCUGAUAACAAAAUACAUAUUCCGGGUGAAGUGAUAAUUUUCUAUUUUUAUAUAAAAUGCCCUUAAAUAAUCAUAUAGCUUAGAAUAUUUUUUGUAUUAAAUAUGUAUGUGUCCUUCGAAUGCUGUACUAAUGUUGCCAUUUUAAAUUAUUAAAUUUGCCCGUUUUAUUAUAUAUGACACUUGAAUUAUGAGUUAUUUCCCAAUUGUUAUUAACAAUGAACUCCUAAAUUUAUUUAGAGCUCUUGCGAUUUUUUAAAAUAUCAUCACGUAUUGUCAAUACUAUCACCAAAUAUUUAUAUGGCAACACUUUAAACUAUUUUAAAAAUUAUCUUUGGCAUUUUAUUCUUAUAUAACUGAAACUAACCAUGCCUGUUAAAACGUCAAUUAUUUAAAGUCCCGGUUAAAUCUGGAUCCCUGUAUUCUUAGUAUGAGUUCUCAUCGUCGGACUAAAUACCAAAUGUUUCUUGGUUUUCAUAAACUAAUCUUCAAUACCGAUGGAGAUUUACUAUCGACUCGAUCGGAUUUUGUUUUGCCGAAGUCAUUUCCUACUAAAGUUACUUAUUUUUUUUAUAUAAAUACAUACUUGUUCUUGUUUAUACUUAUAUUGUUAAAAUUGUAUAAAUUUAUUCAAUUACUUGGCAUAUCUUUUUUUUUAAAUGUUACGAAUAUGUGAUUUUAAUAAAGUUUUAUAGAAUGUC
Danaus plexippus (monarch butterfly) is the source of this 2813-nucleotide messenger RNA. It is a transcript of the gene Tbc1d15-17, whose product is annotated as TBC1 domain family member 15. Gene Ontology annotation, molecular function: GTPase activator activity. The record is from RefSeq and is a predicted model, not a curated record. The transcript has 10 exons. Gene Ontology annotation, biological process: activation of GTPase activity. The coding region runs from base 189 to 2120 and encodes 643 amino acids. Lineage: Eukaryota; Metazoa; Arthropoda; Insecta; Lepidoptera; Nymphalidae.